ACAAGCAAGCUGUGGACUUUGAGAUGCAGUGGGCACAUCACUAUGGCACAGCCAUACCGUAGGCUUACAGUAUGUUCUGUUUUGUUGUGGAAUGACGUAGCAUGUCUAAUUUAAUCUUCCCAGCCAGCAGCCGAGACAACUUCCUCGUAUGGUAGUUUUAUUUUGGUCAGUCAGUGUGUCGAUUUCGGUCUGUGCUUUUAGAAUGUUGAGUCGACUCGGUAACCUGACAGGUGGAGACUGAGAAGCGCACAGGUGAACUGCCAUUGUUUACACGAUGAGCUACUACAGUGAUACGCCAAGUGUCGACGAUGAGUUGGAGUCGUUAGGAUGGUACCACUUUGACCUGUCCCGCCAUGCCGCUGAAGCUAUCCUCCUAUCCAAUGGGAAAGAUGGCAGCUAUCUCCUCCGAAACAGUCAUGAGGGUCCUGGCAGCUUUGCCCUCUCUGUCAGAGCCAAGGAUUCAGUUAAACAUUUCCAUGUGACACGGAAAAGCAGUGGCUACGCUUUUGGCUUCAAUGAGUUUGCGUCCCUCCAGGACUUUGUCAGCCAUUUUGCCAACCAGCCUCUGCUGGGCAGUGAGACAGGUACCCUCAUUGUCCUUAAAUGCCCAUAUCCAUGGCGUGUAGAAGAGCCGUCCAUCUAUGAGUCUGUGCGGGUUCACACUGCCAUGCAGACAGGACGAACAGAGAGUGACCUGGUGGCUAACGCUCCAUCGAACUGGAAGCAGAGGUGGUUCACAUUAAACAGAAAUGAGCUCAAAUACUUUAAGGACAAAAUGUUUGAUGAGCCUAUUCGCACCCUGGAUCUGACAGCAUGCUCUGCAGUCCAGUUUGACUACUCCAAGGACAGAGUCAACUGCUUCUGUUUGGUGUUCCCUGAGAGGACAUUUUAUCUGUGUGCCAAGAGUGGUGUGGAGGCAGAUGAGUGGAUCAAGAUAAUACGAUGGAAACUGUCACAAAUAAGAAAAGGAAGAUGACAACAUGAAGAGGAGGAGCCAAAAGAGGCAUAUUCUCACAGUGAACUAAAUUAUCUUAAGUCUGGUAGCUUGUCACUCCUGUUAUCCUCAGAGAUCAUUUCUGCUCCACAGCUGACUGGCUGGCAACCCAAGACAAAAGACAAUGAGGCUCUCUGACCAUCGAAAAAUGACCAUGUAAUUUUCAGGACAUGCACAAUGACAAUGUUUUGGAUCUAAUCGUAUUUUUUUGCGAUAGACUUGAGUUCCUCCAGGAAUUGUAUUUUCUCUAGAUUCAUAUCUUUCACUGGUUGACAUUUACUUGAUCUUAAUUUUACUUAACAAGAUGUAACCCUCAUACUGUGAAUAAAUAUUUAUUUUAAUAGAGAAAUUA
Molecule: messenger RNA, 1346 nt
Organism: Salmo salar (Atlantic salmon)
Lineage: Eukaryota; Metazoa; Chordata; Actinopteri; Salmoniformes; Salmonidae
Gene: dapp1
Product: dual adaptor of phosphotyrosine and 3-phosphoinositides
Source: RefSeq, a predicted model, not a curated record